UGCCAUGCGAAUCCCGCAGGAAAUUCAUGACGAAAUCAUCGGUUUCCUACACGACGACCGCGACGCCCUCCAAACCUGCGCCCUCGUGUGCCGGGCCUGGCUCCUCCGCGUGAGGUUCCACCUCUUUCGGACCGUCACCCUCGAUCCCUCCCCGCGCAGCUGCAGCUUUGUCAAACUCGCCCAGCUGUGCCCCGAAAUCCAGCCCUACGUGCGGGACCUCGAGCUGCGCGGGCGCGCCCCGUCCUCGAAGGCGUGGUGGGAAGCCGCACAGCCCACGGACAUACGGUGGCCCACGCUGCCGGGGGGCGUGCCACACCCCGCCGCCCUGCGCCGCGAGCCGGACGCGGUGGAGGUGCUGUCGUGGCUGCGCCUGACAUUCGCCCCCCCGGACUGCGGAGGGGGGCCCCCGCUUCUCACCCUGUCCAAGAUCUACACGCUGAGACUGUCAGAGACGACGCUCAACGCAGAGUCUGCGGCGUUCCUCGCGGAGGUGUUCCCGCACGUCCGCACGCUGUCCGUCAACCAAUGCCGUGUAAUGUCGUUUGCGGGCCUUGCCCGUCUGUUCCAGGCGUUCCCGCGCCUGUCGACGCUCCGCCUCCUGGCGGUUGAGUGGCUGCCGCACAGGACUGGGGGUGUCCUCCCGGACACUACGCCCGGGUCGCUUGCGAGUCUGACCGCAGUCGACUUCUCGCGAGACAUCUACCUCGAGCCGCUCAUCGAGUGGUUCCUGAAAGUAUCCGCGCACAAAUCCAUCCGUUCCCUGACUUGCUCGAUCGCCACGCGGAAGAGUGCGACCGCGAUACGCACCUUCUUGAUGGCCUCGGGCACUUCACUGCACGAAUUGUCUAUCACGCUCGCCGAGGCCCAAGACCCGACCGCCAUCUUAGAAGCGACGCAGCUUGACCUUUCCACUUCCAUGGGCCUCCGGUCUCUCCACAUCCCAUGUCUGCACAGUCGCAUGGGCUUCCCGAGCCGCUCCCUGUCCUGGGUCCUGAUACUCCUGGCCAAGGUGCGCUCGCCGAAUCUGGAGGAGAUACGGAUUUCCAUAACGUCGCCUGAGCUGGCCCGCCUCAACCUCGAGGGACUCGAUGUCGUCCUGGCGCAAAAUGCGCUUAGCAGGAUGCGUUCCCUGACGUUCGACGUUGACGACACCAAGGUCGCCUCGAAGCGUGGGCCUGCGGAGGUCGAGAGACUGCUCACGCAGAGGGUCCCGACUGCGAGCGCGCAGCGGCUGGUGCGCGUAGAGUACCGGUGUUGAACGGGUCGCGAGUGGCUAUGUAUAGAUGCGGCCUGGACCAACCAACCACAUACAGUAGCACGUCGAUCAGCCGCAGCCUCCUAUCUGUCUGUGGAGCAGGUUCCCGAGCUGACCACUUGCUCGUUGCGGUUGCCGUCAAAGUUUGCGAAAUUCUCUGGAGACCGUGCGGCCUUGGCGUAGUAGUCGGCCCUGAGGUUGGGCUUACGCCAACGUAACUGCUUUUGCAAUAACAUCGACCUCGAAUAUCUGCUAGUUUUUUCAGUAGCAGGGCGCGUAUAAGGAUCAAUCGCCUGGACUCACUUGUAUAAAUCGCUCAUAGCGAAAUC
Messenger RNA from Dichomitus squalens LYAD-421 SS1, 1584 nucleotides. RefSeq lists its product as uncharacterized. NCBI's taxonomy places the organism in Eukaryota, Fungi, Basidiomycota, Agaricomycetes, Polyporales, Polyporaceae. The record is from RefSeq and is a predicted model, not a curated record. The coding region runs from base 5 to 1258 and encodes 417 amino acids. The transcript is spliced from 2 exons.